This is a messenger RNA of Somion occarium, 1911 nucleotides long. NCBI's taxonomy places the organism in Eukaryota, Fungi, Basidiomycota, Agaricomycetes, Polyporales, Cerrenaceae. The record is from the annotation of a GenBank genome assembly.
UAUCUUAACAAACCUAAUGCCAUAAGGUCGAAGCAUAAUUUUGACCGAAGUUCGGAAGAUUCUGGCGCCCAAUUGGGAGCUCAGCUUCGCGCUCUGAUACCAAUAGUUGUUUCUUCUAUUGCUCAUUCUGCCAGAUGGAGGAGCCUGAACUCACUGUACCUCCUCUCAAACCUCCUCUUCACAAUACAUCUGUACCUAGGGAUAAGGAGCCUGAUCUAGAGGAUCUUGAGAAGCUGAAGAAAUGGCAGGAAGAACGUAUGACAAGGAAACUCAGAGGAGAAUAUGAGUCUGCUGUCCUUCAUCUUGGUCAAGUGGUAAAUGAGAAUCUCAACAGCCGUAUGAAUAUCGCGUCGAUACGCGUCGACGGGGCGGUUCAUACUCGCAAGUCAUUCCUGGGCUCGUUAAUCAACCCUUACCUCGUGACGGACAAGCCUCAUACGCUUGGCUCCGUUCUGGAUACAACUAGAUCUCUCGGACACUUGCUUCAGGAGACGGAUAUCUUUGAUAAUGUUGUUGCGAAGCUGGAACGCAGCAGGGAUAUUUUUGCUCGGCCCAACGAUGUGAACUUGGUAUUCAAAGCGAAAGAAAAGGGUCGCUUCUUCCUGAACACCUCGACACAAGUAGGAAAUGACGAGGGAGGAGCGAGUGCAACCUGUCGUGUUCGCAAUGUUUUCGGUGGUGCAGAAACCUUCGAGGCAAACCUCGCAUUCGCUACCAAGACUCGCGUAUCUUUCCACGCGUCUCUCUCUGCACCUCUCACGCGUACACUUGGUACUCGGGGUGAAAUUUCACUCUUCGGUACAGAGCGCGACAACACAAGUUAUGCAAGCCAUUUCGAGGGCGUCCGAGGAAUAAGGGCCGUUGUCAGGAAUGGGAACCUUGUGAAGGGUUUGCACGAAAUUGGAUAUGAGGCCGUACUGAGGCAUCUUAGUAACCUCACUCCAACCGCUUCCAUCAGUGUACGAGAAGCCGCUGGUCAAUCUGUGAAGUCGUCACUGUUCCACGUCUGGACACGCGAUACUCGAGAUGAUCGGCUUCUGGGUACGCGGGGUUCAUACCUCAAACUCUCACAGGAGCUUGCAGGACUUGGUGGAGACGCAUCCUUCUUCAAAUCCGAAGCUCUAGGCCAACUUUCACGUGCCCUCCUACCUCACGUCACUGUAUCAUUUGCAGCGCGCACGGGAGUCCUGUGUCCCUUCAACGACAAGUUGACUCUCCUUCCGGACCGUUUUCAACUGGGCGGCCCUACUAGUGUACGAAUGUUCCGUGCAAGCAGUCUGGGUCCCAAAGACGCAUCAGACUCUCUCGGAGGCGAUCUCUACUGGUCGGCUGGUGUUAGUUUGAUUACGGAUAUACCCAAAAAGCCGAACUGGCCCGUGAAGUUGCAUGGGUGGGUGAACGCCGGACGGCUGGAUGCGUUGGACAAAACUCGGACAAUAGAUUCGAUACUGAAGUCUUCCAUCACUCAGCCUUCUAUUUCGGCCGGCGUGGGUCUGGUGUAUAAGCUUGAUCCUGUGAGAGUGGAAGUCAACUUUGGCGUGCCGCUUACUGCCAGCAAGGGUGAUGGAACGAGGAAAGGCUUUCAAGUCGGCAUCGGUCUGGACUUCCUGUAGAUUUGCCAUCGAAUGUAGAAGCGGGGAGGAGAAUGUUACUAUUGGGUAUAAUUAUAUACCAGUGCGUGAGUAUAACAAUAAAUUCUCAUUGAAACAGAUGGGAGUACGCAGUGUUCAACGGCUUCGAUCUUCACCGCUGUCCAAGAGAAUUAUGCUCUAUCUCAGGGUGACUGCAGUGAAAGCCACUUGCCAGAAUUCGAUCUCAUGUGUAAAAUAAAAUAAAAAGACAAUGGUCAACCGUUGGUGAUACAACCAGCCAGAAGUAAGCUCACAGGACGGUCUCUACACAAUUCUUGUG